AUGGCGAAGUUUAAAUCCGGCCAUGCUGCACAAAAAGAUCACGGGCAGCACACCUGUCAUCAUCACGACUUUCCUGAAAGUAGAAAACACGGAGAUCACACUCAUCACCAUGGUGAUAAACAACACGAAAUCCAUCACCAUGGAAACCAAAUACACGGCCAUCAUCACCAUGGUGACCAUCAACAUGGCAACCGACAUCACUCUCAUCAUAGUCAUCAUCACCAUGGGGAUAAAGUUGCCUACCGACCCCGAAAGUCUACUUAUCCUAUGAUUUCUGUCGAAGAUGCACUUACCAUUGUCAUGGAGCAUGCGCAUUCGUUGCCUUCAGAGGAAGUCGGAUUUAGAGAGUGUUUGGGGAGAUUUCUUGCCGAGGACGUUUUUGCUGUUGAUCCACUUCCCCCAUUUCCGGCCUCCAUUAAAGAUGGCUACGCAGUUGUAGCCGCAGACGGCGCUGGAAAUAGAUUUGUGGUCGGCGAUUCCACGGCAGGCUCAGUGCCAAAAGGUGUUGUGACGUCGGGGUUCUGUGUCCGAAUCAACACGGGUGCUCCACUUCCGGUUGGCGCUGAUGCCGUGGUACAAGUGGAGGACACGAUCUUAGUUAGAGAGGAAGACGAAGGCCGAACGGAACUGGAAAUCAAGAUAAUGGAGGCCCCCAAAAAGGGACAGGAUAUCCGGAAUGUUGGUUCAGAUAUCGCCAAAGGGGAGAAAGUUUUAGAGAAGUAUCAGAAGAUUGGUCCCUCUGAGUUAGGUAUCCUAGCAACAGUGGGCGCCACAAAGGUCUUCUGCUACAAGUUUCCGGUUAUAGGGAUCAUGUCAACCGGAAAUGAGUUGCUUGAGCCAGAUGAGGCCCUGCUGGAGGGAAAAAUCAGAGACAGUAACAGAACCACGCUUAUUGCACAAUUACAGGAGCAUGGAUUGCCUGUCGUGGACCUCGGCAUAGCGGAAGAUACGACAGCCGCCCUACUCCUGAAGCUGACAGAGUCAUUAACCAUGUGUGACGUCAUAGUGACGUCUGGCGGUGUUUCAAUGGGCGAAAAGGAUCUUUUGAAGCACGUGUUGACGGACCUUGAUGCGAACAUUCAUUUUGGCCGAGUCUUUAUGAAACCAGGAAAACCAACUGCUUUUGCGACCAUCAACCACGAACAAGGGAAAAAGCUUUUCUUUGGUUUACCCGGAAAUCCAGUUUCCGCCAUUGUGACCUGUAACCUGUACGUCAUACCAGCGCUUAACAAAAUGGCGGGAAAUCCUUUCCCACAUCGGACAAUCAUUAAAGCCAAGGUUGAGGAGCGGGUUAUUUUGGACUCUCGUCCCGAGUACCACCGCGCGGUUCUUCAGUGGCGAGCAGACGACCCGAUCCCACGCGCCACCAGCACGGGCAAUCAGAUGAGCAGUCGUCUGCUGAGCAUGAAGACAGCUAACUCCCUCCUCAUUUUGCCGCCAAAAAGCGAGAGCCUGCAGACCCUUGAGCCUGGCACACUUGUGAACGCAAUGAUCAUAGGCCGUCUAUAGCCGGCGUCCAUAAUGGAGCAAAAAAAUGAAAGAAAGUGGUUUGUAAAUAUUAUUCUCUGUUUAUUGUUUUAUUGACCGGAAGAAGAGCCCAGCUGCUUCAUCUUAUCAUUGUUGAAGGUCUUUUUUCUCUCUUUGUUUUCAUUCUGUUUUUCCCUUUGUUUCUGAAAGUUAGCUCUAUAUUGAAUCAUUGUAAUUGCAGUUCCUUUGUACUUUACAUGCCUCUUGGGUAUGAGGGGGCCAUCACUUGUAUAUAAGUAAGGAAGAUAAAGACAUGGGUUUUCUUUUUUCUUCAUAAUUUUUUUUAUUGAAUAUAGACUGGCCUUAAGACAAAGAAAAAAUGGAAAGUGCAUACGUAUAUUUAGAAUUAUGAAAAAAUAUUAGCGGAAAAAACUGAUAUUUGUGAAGCUUAAAGAAAUUAAAUUUUCUCUUUUUACCUUACAUUCGUUUGUUAUACAUUGCUGAUUUGCAACACUUUAAAAAGUUGUCCUGUAUUUAGAGAAGUUUAUUGUAUUGCAGAGACUUACAUGUACAACGAACAUGCUUAAUCUAUCAGUUAUACAAUUAUAGUAUUAUACUCUUGUGUGUAUUUUUUAUUGUUGGAAUAAUUUUUAUAAAUGAAUUGUCGAUGGGUUUGUUUUUUUUUGUUUGAGAUAUAUAUAUAUAUAUUUUUUUUUUUUCUUAAAUAUCUGUCAAAGUAUUUAAAACAGGGCAUUGUGAUGGAGUUUGUUAGUAGAAAAGCACCAAGUGUACAUGUAUAUGAAUAUUAAAUAGAUCUGCGUAAUUAUUUUAAAACAAAAUUUUACAAUAAAGCCAGAUGUAACGGGUAGAAAAUAUAGUUACAUCCUAGAGAUUAAAAGGUGCAUGUGAUGUAGUUAUGUAGUUAUCUUGAAAUAAAGUUUCAAAUUCUGA
Molecule: messenger RNA, 2418 nt
Organism: Saccostrea cuccullata (small rock oyster)
Lineage: Eukaryota; Metazoa; Mollusca; Bivalvia; Ostreida; Ostreidae
Product: gephyrin-like
Exons: 12
Coding region: 1-1509 (502 amino acids)
Biological process (GO): Mo-molybdopterin cofactor biosynthetic process; establishment of synaptic specificity at neuromuscular junction; gamma-aminobutyric acid receptor clustering
Cellular component (GO): cytoplasm; cytosol; postsynaptic specialization
Molecular function (GO): molybdopterin molybdotransferase activity
Source: RefSeq, a predicted model, not a curated record